CGGGGUAUUUGGUAGCCCCGGAUGCGUGCUAGCUUGUGUACAAGCACGAUGUUGUUGCAUUGUCAAUCCUUCACCCAAAUAUUUGGAUUUCUUGUGAUAGUUUGUUUCUGCCGUUAUCGUGUUAAUGGAAAUUUGUAGCUAAUGAAUGAUUAUUUUUUUAUCUUAAAGAAUUUGUUUCAUAUGCCUAUCCCGUGUGUACUCUCAUUUGAAUGAGGUGACGUUGUUGUAGUCAGGUUAUGUUCAUCAUGGUUAUUUCGUAUUUUCCCAACCGCGGCCUCUUUCCCCUCUCGGAAUGAGCUGUUUCCCGGUCUUUAACGCAUUUUCGAGAAACAGGAAAAAUGUCUGAGAACGACGAACUCAUUCUUGGCUUUUGCCAGCUUCCUGAAGUCCAGGAUAAUAACACAGGAAGUAAUGGUGAGAGUUCUUCUAGUCCUGGACAGUGUGAAGGGGAGGUGAUUACUGGCGACGUGGGUGAAUACAGCUCUGCUCUGGAUGAGGGUAUGACCAGUGAGACCAGCCAAUCUAACAAUCAUGGCAUCGAGUUCAAACCAGUAAUUCAACCGAAUGAUACUCACAAUAAUAUUGUUGAAUAUAGAACUGUAAUUGAGCAGAAUAAUACUCAAAAUAAUAUUAUUGAGUAUAAACCUGUUAUCACUCAUGGUGACGGUCAUAAUACUAUUGUGGAGUUUAAGCCUGCUGACAACCAUCAUGAGGAUUCUAGCAGUGCUGAGGCAAACAUGAACAACAGAAUUUCUUUGGUUGAAAAUCCAACAGAACCUGUAACAGUAUCAACCAACCUUGUUGAUUUCAUUAAUCAGGCAGGAGCUGAACUUACUGCUGGAACCACUCUUGAUGAUGAUGAAUGUGAAAGACCUAAGAAGCGGCGGAAAAUACUUCCAAAGGGGCAAUACCAGUGUGCUGAAUGUCGUCUUGUUUGUGAGAAUUUCGACGUUUUUCACUUUCACAUGAACUCUCACUCUGAGGUUGAGUUGUAUACUUGCCAAAAGUGCCUUUACAUGUUUCAAGACAAAGAUCUGUAUGAUGCCCAUGUGGCUGCAACAUGCAAAGCUGCUGGAAGUUCAAAAGAUAAAGAAUGUGCUGUGUGUAGAAAGACUUUUAAGUAUGACAGUCAUUUAAGGGAACACAUAAUUUGUAUGCAUAACAAGACACCAUUGUUUUCUUGCCCAAUCUGUGCUCAAAAUAUUACGUCAUGGAGGCGAUCGAUUGAUAGACAUAUGGCCAACCAUGCUAACAACAACAAGUGUCCAACAUGUGCUGUUAAAGUUGAAAGUCCAGAAGCUAUUGAUAACCACUUACUGGAAAGUGGGGAGAAUCAUUUGCGUUGUAAAGCUUGUGAUUUCAUGACCUCUGCAAGAGGAGAGUUUUUCUCUCAUGUCAAUGUUCACAUUCCAAAGGUUGAUUUCUUGGAACCAAUGGUGUGUUACAAAUGUGGGCAGAGAUUCCAGAGGACAUCAGAGUUCAACAAUCAUGUCAGGCUCUUCUGCAAAUUCCGUGACACCCCUAUGGAAAUAAAAGGGAGCCACCAUCCACCGACCCCAACUAUUCAGCUUCCCAUACCAGAAGGUAUCAGUGAAAUGCACGAUGAAAGUACUCAAGGUAUGGAAGUUGCCAAUGAUGCAUCAAAGCAGAUCAUCACUUUGCCUGAGGGCUUCAACAAUAAUUCAGUCAUACCAAUAACGCUAACAACUGGAACUGAAGAUCUCGGACACGGUUUGGGCCCAAAUACCACUGUUAUAAUAAUUCCGCAAUUAUUUAUGCAACCUGAUGGUACAGGUGUAAUAUCUACAGGGCAAGGUGAUCAAGUUAUUUACCUUGAGUGCAUGAAGCCUGAUCAGUCAGGCAUGUUACCUUUAUCCUUUGAAGUACCAACUGACAAAGGUGUACAAGAUAACCUCUACGCAAGCCAAAUCCAACAAAGUAUUGUUCAAGCAUUGCAAGCAGCUCAGCAGCCAGUUCAACAAAUUCAAGCUGUGCAGGCUGUGCAACCAGCACCAACAGUUCAAUCAAUUCAAGCCGUGCAACCACUUCAUACAAUGCAGCCUGUACAACCAAUGCAAUCAGUUCAACUUUUGGAAUCCAUGCAACCUGUCCAACAAGUUGACGAAGUGGAUGUUAAGAUAGAAGAACCUGAAACAACAGAAGAAGAUGCAGAGGAUGAGGAUGAGGAAUUGAAUGAAGAUGUGAAGCCUUCUGCUUCGUCAUUACAUGCAAAUGUGGAAUCGCCAAUGGCUGCUCAAACUGUGUUCAGCACAGGUGCAACUCCCACAACUAGUACAUCAUCAAUAGAUUCAGUAAUUCAGCAGGUUGCUGAAAAUGGUGGGCCUCCAGCAUUAGUGUGUUCAGUUUGCAAUGAAGUGCUUAAAGACUCUGAAACUUACGAAAGUCAUGUGAAACAGCAUGAUAAAGUUAAGCCUAAACCAAAACCCAAUAUUGUUGUACCGAGGAAAUGCUCAAGUGCCUUUAAGUGUGAUCAAUGUGGACAGGGUUUUGCUGCCAAGCAUCACCUGGAGCAGCAUACCAUCACAUUUCAUAGUGAUGUUGCUGGCAUUGUUUGUCCCGUGUGCCGAGUGGGAAUGGCCAGUGAAAAGACAAGUCUGAAUGAACAUUUGGCCAAAGCACACAAAUUACGUGUUGAACCUUCUGGAAAAUUAACAGAGUGUUCUGAAUGCUAAGUUUUACAGACAACAUUCACACUUUUAAAUAUCUAUCUAAUUAAUAAUCAAACAUGAUUGAAAUUUAUAUCUUUGUGUAUAUCUAUUGAUAUAGAUAUGUAUGAAUAUGUGUAUUCUUAUUUCAGUUAGUUAUCAUGGAAUUUUUAGACUUAGUUGCCUUUGAUGGGGUACAUUUUUCUUUGCUGAAUGUGUCAAGGUUGAGACUGGCAGAAAUCAGGUUGGUUGUAACACAUCCAUACAGACUUCUUUGUGUUUCUCAGCUUUCUACUACUUUGCUUGAUUAGCUAUAAUUUUGUACUUGCCACAGUGACCUCUAAUUUGCAUUUCUUUUAUUUAUUGUAAGUUGUGAAUACCAUGUUGUUUCAAUUUUUAUAAAAAAAAGAUCUGCUGAAAUGACAUGUGUUCUGAAUGGUAAAACAAGCUGAAACGGAAAUGCAGGACUGUUUCUUCGUCAAGGCAAAUUAAGAUUUUAUUUUUACAUUUUAAAACAUAGCAAUGAUUGUUUUACCUUAUCUAAGCAUACAGAUUUUGUAACUGAAGUAUAUUUAUUUCUCGACUAUUAUUCUGAUACUGAUUAGUGCCGUUAUUUUUACUUUUAGUAAUUCUUGAUUUUGAAUAUGUAUCUAAGUAAAUUUGUGUUUUUGGAAACAAAAACAAUGUCCUUAAUGUACAUUUAUGUUACACUGUUUUCAGACAAGCUAUGAAGUUGAAAUCGAGUGAUGGUUGCGGUUAUCAGGGUCUUGUUUGCUAGAACCUCAUCAAGGCUCACAAUAAGAUUUGUUAAAUUUAUUUUUGUAUGCAAUAUUCUAUCUAUAUUGAUCGGAUACUUUUAAUUUUAUCUGGCCAUGAUGUGAACUUCACUAUGUGUGUUUACUAUUUUAAGAUUUAUUGCUAUAUGCUGUACUUUACUGCCUACUUUGACUAUCUGUGAUAUGGAUGUUUGUUUUUUCCUCUCAAGUUGAACUGUUGUAAUUGUAUCUGAUUUCCACACUUACUGGUGAUACUUGAAAACUGUGCAAGCUGCAGUGUUUUUGAUAAGAUCAUUGGGUCACUUCACAUCCGGCACUUUUGUAAGUAUGUAGUAUGUUGCAUAUUUUCUUUGAGAAUAUUGAGAAGCUGAAACACAAUAAAGGAAGAAUCAUUUUGUAAUAACCAUUUAA
Molecule: messenger RNA, 3853 nt
Organism: Frankliniella occidentalis (western flower thrips)
Lineage: Eukaryota; Metazoa; Arthropoda; Insecta; Thysanoptera; Thripidae
Exons: 6
Coding region: 339-2693 (784 amino acids)
Biological process (GO): regulation of transcription by RNA polymerase II
Cellular component (GO): nucleus
Molecular function (GO): DNA-binding transcription factor activity, RNA polymerase II-specific; RNA polymerase II transcription regulatory region sequence-specific DNA binding
Source: RefSeq, a predicted model, not a curated record